AUGCAAUGAAUUUUAAAUAUUUUAAUACGAAAUAAAACUGUACAAUCAUCAAGCGAAAUAUCUCUGUAUAUAGGUUUCUACAAACGACAACGGACCGGUCUAACCGUGCGGGUUCGAGUUGAUUCGUUUUGACAAUUUGGCGGAGGAAGACCAUAGUAACAGAUUUGUUGUCAAGGAGUGCGACGUCCCACUUUGGACCGAAUAACCGUGGCGUACUUAUAUUGAAAUUUGGGCGCACAGCAGCAGAUAGUGAAAGAGGUACUUGAUAAUCGCACGGGAGGAAGACAAACCACUUGGUUGUUCAUUUACUUCACAUAAACGUAACUCAUUUCGCUAUUAAAUACAAUGGCCGAUCAGCUAACAGAAGAGCAAAUUGCUGAAUUCAAGGAGGCAUUCUCACUGUUUGAUAAAGACGGUGAUGGCACAAUCACUACUAAAGAGUUGGGGACUGUCAUGCGGUCUUUGGGCCAGAACCCUACAGAGGCUGAGUUGCAAGAUAUGAUAAAUGAAGUUGAUGCUGAUGGCAAUGGAACUAUUGAUUUCCCAGAAUUCCUCACUAUGAUGGCCAGAAAAAUGAAGGACACAGAUAGUGAAGAGGAGAUCAGGGAAGCAUUCAGAGUCUUUGACAAGGAUGGUAAUGGUUAUAUCAGUGCAGCCGAGCUCCGUCAUGUUAUGACAAAUCUGGGGGAGAAACUCACAGAUGAGGAAGUUGAUGAGAUGAUUCGAGAGGCUGAUAUUGAUGGUGAUGGCCAGGUCAACUAUGAAGAGUUUGUCCAGAUGAUGACAGCAAAGUAAAACUGGAAACCAAAAGGAGUACAAUAGACCAAACAGUGGGCAGCACCCUCACUGUCAAUCUUCAACAAGCAUUCACAAUGUUAUCCCCCCCCCACUAGGUUUUGCUCUCUUCUACUUUCCCUUAGUUUGUUCAAUCUUCUGCUCCGCUUCUUUUUUUUUUAAACCCAAUUGACAGAAUCUCCCUUAAACUUCUUCCAAUGUUUUUUUUAAAGAAAAUAUUUAUAUGCACAUCAAAGUUAAAAUCUUGCAUAUAUGAUGGUGAUGAUAACAGCUGUGUAACACAUGUAUCAAUAUUUUAAAAGUUGUGACAUACUAUAUGGACAAUAGCAAUGCAUGCUUUAUUUAGGUUUGGCAUGCUUCUGUGUUUUUUUGUUUGUCUCAGCUUGCCUUUUCCUAACUUGCUAGUACUCCUUUAACUGCAUGUUUUUCAUGCAACCUCUGCUCAGUGGUCUUAGAACUGUCUGGUGAAUAACCAUUCAUGGAUAAUCAGGGGCUUUAUAUUACAAAAUGGCUCAAACUUCCAUGUAUUAGUGUGAUUGUGUUGUGUGUCUGAGUGAGUGUUUGUGGUGGGAUUUAAGUGGAGCCAUGCAGUAAAGUUUACGUUUUGGUAUAGGGCUUGUUCUUUAGGGACCGCAUAACUAAUAUGUACGAUAAAAAAGACAAUUUAGCGUAGAAUAAUCUGGAUAUGGUUUAUUGGGGACCAAUUAUGUCAUUAGUUUGCCUCCUUUAUAUACUAAAAAUAUAGAGAAGCAUGGGGGGAAGCCUUUCAUCUUUCCUCCAGCUUGACAUUUCCUCACAAACUUUACAACCCCAAAGCAAAUGUCACCUAUUUUUUUGAGACUGAUGUAGAGAGGUUUAAUGUUUGGUUUGAGCGCUGUCUGUGUUUUUACUGAAGAUGUAAAUUAGUUUAUAUAUGGUCUUACAUUUUGAUGCAGCACUUAGUGUCCCACCACAUCAGUGGACCAUUUCUGUCUAGGAAGGAAACCUAUCAAGUUAAAGCUGUGUGCCGAUUCUAAAAAAAGCACCUGCAUUUUUUUAUUAUUAUUGUAAGCUCAUUUCCUCAAACGAACAAUGUCACAUUCGGUGUCCAUGCAGUGGCAACUAGGGUAGUGAAUAAUAACUGUCAUUCAGUUAGGACGCGGCCACAAAACCUGCAAAUAUGGGCGCUUUGUAUGACAUCUACAUUUCUUAGAAAAUUUAGUUAAACAAGUUAAACAAACAGCGCUUAAUGGUAGAAUGAUAUAUGGUGGUAGUAUUGCAUCCUCUGCCUCUGUUCUUAAUUUAUUCUACUGUUGUUUUUUAUGACUUAUUGUAUUUUGUGUUUUUUUUCCUGGCAUCCGAGUUUAUGGUCUGGUUCUUUUUUCCUCUCUUGUCUGUCCAUAAGAAAAAAUAGGAAAAAAUGAAAGGUUAUGCAUUCCAUUGCAGAACUCUUUUGGUUUUCUUGCUAAAUAAACGUCUUGGACCUGUUUCUAAACUA
Triplophysa dalaica is the source of this 2272-nucleotide messenger RNA. It is a transcript of the gene calm3b, whose product is annotated as calmodulin 3b (phosphorylase kinase, delta). Lineage: Eukaryota; Metazoa; Chordata; Actinopteri; Cypriniformes; Nemacheilidae. Gene Ontology annotation, molecular function: calcium ion binding. The transcript has 6 exons. The record is from RefSeq and is a predicted model, not a curated record. The coding region runs from base 346 to 795 and encodes 149 amino acids.